AUGGAAAUUAGUCAAGAAUCAGCAACUCUUCCAGAUUCAGUCAAAAAACUUAGAGCUUGUAAGAUAUGUAGGCUUGUGAAGUCAGCAAGUCAGUUUCAAGGCCAAGGAUGCGAUAACUGCAAGAUUGGGAAGCAGACUUUUGAAUUUAAGAAAUUUACUACUCCUAAAUUCUCUGGCAUGAUUUCACUCAUGGAUCCUACCUUUAGCUUUGCUGCAAGAUAUAAUAAGCUUAACCUCAUACCAGGAGUAUAUGCAAUCGAGGUUGAAGGAGUCCAAGAGGAGGAAAUAUACCAAGAGUAAGCCUUACUAAUAACU
Messenger RNA from Moneuplotes crassus, 315 nucleotides. The record is from the annotation of a GenBank genome assembly. NCBI's taxonomy places the organism in Eukaryota, Ciliophora, Spirotrichea, Euplotida, Euplotidae.